AUGUCGGGACGUGGUAAAGGCGGCAAGGGACUGGGCAAAGGAGGCGCCAAACGUCACCGCAAAGUGCUCCGAGAUAACAUCCAGGGGAUCACCAAACCGGCCAUCCGCCGGCUGGCUAGGCGAGGCGGAGUGAAGAGAAUCUCCGGCCUAAUCUACGAGGAGACGCGGGGUGUCCUAAAGGUCUUCCUGGAGAACGUGAUCCGGGACGCGGUCACUUACACCGAGCACGCCAAGAGGAAGACGGUGACCGCCAUGGAUGUGGUAUACGCCUUGAAGAGACAAGGCCGCACUCUGUAUGGAUUCGGUGGUUAA
Molecule: messenger RNA, 312 nt
Organism: Hemiscyllium ocellatum (epaulette shark)
Lineage: Eukaryota; Metazoa; Chordata; Chondrichthyes; Orectolobiformes; Hemiscylliidae
Product: histone H4
Exons: 1
Coding region: 1-312 (103 amino acids)
Biological process (GO): nucleosome assembly
Cellular component (GO): nucleosome
Molecular function (GO): protein heterodimerization activity; DNA binding; structural constituent of chromatin
Source: RefSeq, a predicted model, not a curated record